This is a messenger RNA of Suillus subalutaceus, 795 nucleotides long. Its product is annotated as putative methyltransferase-domain-containing protein. NCBI's taxonomy places the organism in Eukaryota, Fungi, Basidiomycota, Agaricomycetes, Boletales, Suillaceae. The record is from RefSeq and is a predicted model, not a curated record. The coding region runs from base 1 to 795 and encodes 264 amino acids. The transcript has 6 exons.
AUGGUUAUAACCCAACCCACACCGCUGCCACCUGAUCCAGUCACGGUAGCAAGCUUAAAUGAGAUUGCUCUAGACGAGGCUCUCGACGUAUUAGAUCCAUUGCGACAUCUCAGGACCGAUGCCAGCGACUUCGCUCGAGAUGACGAAGAUACUGUUGUCGUACCUUCGCAGCCGCGAUCUAUCAUCGGUGAGACGAUCAGAUUGAUGUUUCCUGUGGACUCCCCCCUUGUAUCGAUAACACUCAAGGUUGAUGCGUCUCAUGGCUGUGGUGGCAUCGCUUGGCCAGCUGGUGAGGUCCUAUCAAAUUAUAUUGCAUUUCGAGGCACUGGGUAUCUCCAAGGCAAGAAGAUUGUUGAAGUCGGGAGUGGAACGGGACUGGUUGGUCUUGUAGCAGGCGCACUCGGUGGUACAGUCUGGAUCACCGAUCAAGCCCCCUUGCUGGGUAUCAUGCAACAAAAUGUCACAUUGAAUAAUUUGCAGUCUUGUGUCUCCGUUCACGAACUCAAUUGGGGAGAGACGCCGCCCUCGGACAUACCACCUCCUGAACUGAUCCUCGCAGCAGAUUGUGUUUACUUUGAGCCUGCCUUUCCUCUUUUGGUUCAGACCUUAUCCGAGAUGGCCGUUGGAGGCAGUACAGAAAUUUUGUUUUGUUACAAAAAGAGACGUAAGGCAGAUAAACGCUUCUUCACAAUGUUGAAGAAGAAAUUCAGUUGGGAAGAGGUGGAGGACGACCCAAAUCGCGAAAUUUAUAAUCGCGAAGCCAUUUCGCUUCUAACUCUUACGAAGCGGCCAUGA